Molecule: messenger RNA, 972 nt
Organism: Linum trigynum
Lineage: Eukaryota; Viridiplantae; Streptophyta; Magnoliopsida; Malpighiales; Linaceae
Source: the annotation of a GenBank genome assembly
AUGGCUAUCAUCUGGUACAAGGUAGGGUUUAUCUUGCUGAGCUUUGCAGUCCUAGUGGCUCACUCUGCUCCAGAAAAUGCCCUCGUCACUCAGCUUCCCGGCUUCUCUGGCUCUUUCCCUUCCAAGCACUACUCCGGUUAUGUGACGAUCAAUGAAGAGACAGGGAAGAAAUUGUUCUACUAUUUGGUCGAACCGGAAGGGAACCCGUCCAAGGAUCCUCUGGUUCUCUGGCUUAAUGGUGGCCCUGGAUGCUCUAGCUUCGAUGGAUUUGUGUAUGAACAUGGUCCUUUCAAUUUCGAGAAGACAAAGCAAGGUCUACCCAAGUUGCAUCUGAACCCAUAUAUUUGGUCCAAGGUAUCAAGUGUUCUAUACGUAGACUCUCCAGCUGGUGUUGGGCUUUCUUAUGCCGACGACAUAUCAGAAUACGUAACUGGUGAUCUAAAACCUGCAACCGAUUCCCAUGACUUCGUCUUGAAGUGGUUUGAGCUAUACACGGAAUUCCUUUCAAACCCUUUUUUCAUUGCUGGAGAGUCAUAUGCUGGAGUUUACGUCCCAACUCUUGCCAAUGAAGUUGCAAAAGGAAUUGAUGCUGGUGUGAAGCCUGUCAUCAAUCUGAAGGGUUAUAUGGUAGGAAAUGGAGUCACUGACGAAGCAUUUGAUGGCAGUGCACUUUUUCCGUUUGCCCAUGGGAUGGGCCUUAUCUCAGAUGACCUGUAUCAGGAGACGAACCGUGAGUGCAAUGGAAAUUUCUAUUAUCCACUCGAGAUAGCUUGUGAGGAGAAACUGCAAGAAGUUGAUAGGCAAGUUAAAGGUCUAAACAUAUACGACAUCCUAGAACCAUGCUAUCAUGACAGCGCUGCUAAAGAUGCAACAGAUAACAAAAUCAGACUGACAUCCAGUUUCUUGGAAUUAGGUGGAAUAGAACGACCUCUUCCUGUCCGGACAAGGAUGUUUGGUCGUGCUUUGAUAUGA